Gaeumannomyces tritici R3-111a-1 is the source of this 2679-nucleotide messenger RNA. RefSeq lists its product as hypothetical. NCBI's taxonomy places the organism in Eukaryota, Fungi, Ascomycota, Sordariomycetes, Magnaporthales, Magnaporthaceae. The coding region runs from base 127 to 2679 and encodes 850 amino acids. The transcript has 2 exons. The record is from RefSeq and is a predicted model, not a curated record.
ACGUCAACUGCAAGAGAAAACUACCCACGGCCACCAAACGUUGCCCCCAUGGAUGCGCCUUCCGUUUUAACUUCACUCCCGCCUCGAACCAACCCGAUGCCUUGAUACCGGUUCUAAAUCGCCAAAAUGGACACGCGAUCGAAGCGGAAAGCUGCACAGCAGCUCACCCCGCCCUCGAGUUUCCUGACGACGCGUCCGACAACGCGUCGCAGUCGCAACAUUCCCUUCGCCGCCGCCAUCGACGACGGCACCAACGGGCGCCCGCCGGCCGGGCCCCCAGCCUCGAGGUCGCGCUCGGAGCCCGGGGCCACAAAAGCCAGCGACAUCCACAGCUAUGGCACGCGCAGCCGCCGCCGCGCCAUCGUCCUCACCGGCCCCGACACCGUCGCCAGCCAGGAGCUGGCGGACGGCGGACGACGUGACGGCCAACACGGGACGGCGGCCGACAGCGACAGCGAAGACGACGACGACGACUACGACAACAUCCCCGCUGCAUUCGCACCCGCCCCCGCCGCGCCGCGCCUGAGGAAGCGCAAAGCCCCCGUCGCCGGGAUCCUGAACGCGGAGCCCUCGCCGCGCAAGGCCAAGAGGACCAAGCGCAGGGGCCCGGCUCUCGCCGCCUCUGAUGCAAUGCGCUCAAUACCAGAUGGAGCUUAUGCGAGCAGCGACGGCGGUGGCAGGCUUGCGACCCGAUUGCGGUCUAAGGGACAGAAUCGCGCCGCGCAGCCUCCUGUCGAUCUACCCCGCCCGCCCGCGGGCCGAGGGGGUCAGAGCGGUCGCCGAGGGAGUGGGAAGGCCUUUGUUGAAGAUGUGGAGGAUCGUGUACGGGGCGAUGAGACCAACGAUCAAGCGGAGGAUACCAUCGAGGUUCAGGGUGAUCAGCAGGGAGAUGCGACCGAGGGUGGGGGUGAUCGAAGGGGGGAUACGACCGAGGUUGAGGAUGACCAAGAGGAGAGUAUAUUCGUGGCUCAGGACUAUCGAGAGGAUAACCACGGGAGCCAGGAGAAGGAGCACCAAGACGGCAUGUCCAAAUUACUCGACGAAGAAAACAGCCAAUUCGACGACCAAGAAACUGAAGAAGAGGCACGGCCAGAAUACGAAGAAGCCAACGGUCCAGACCCAGAGGCUAGAGAGGCGGAGUAUGUAUAUGAAUCGAGUCGAGAGGUGGAAGAGGAUGACUACGUGGCCGAGGAGGAUACCGUGGACGACGACGACGACGGCGACGACGACGGCGAUGCCGAGGAGGAACAUAGUCAUGCCGAGACGCCAGACGAUGACAACCGCCAAGCACUCCAACCUCGACCCGCUUCCUCUUUGUUCAGGCCUGCCUCCUCUCUGCCUCGACCUGCCCCACGCCCUGAACGCGGGAUCGCAGUCCGUAGGUCGGACGCCCCUUACGAGGUGCCUUCGGAUAACGACGAGGAAGCCGCCGUCGGCUCUGUCGACGGCGAUGAACGCGCCGCCGGUUCUGUCGACGACGACGCACGCCCUGAUGUUAGACACCGUGAACUUCCGCUAGGGUCUGAUAAUCAAGCUGCAUUGGAGCUAGAGCUUACCACGGUCUCACGAGGCUGCAUAUUCAAGUUGACCCGCCUUAUGGGCAAGGAAGCCUGGGCUGGAUCUGGAGACUCGUGGCCACAGCGGCUUCCACGCGCACCAGAUUCUAAUAUCGGUCCCGUUCGAGAUCUUAAGGAUAGCUUUGAGGAUUUAAAAAACAACCUCGCCCACGCGCCAAGGAACACCGAUCUCGUGCAGCAGGCGCGCUUCUUCCGCUACCACGCGCCGCUGUUCGAGGACACCAUGAACUCCAUGCGGACUCUCGUCGAAAGGAUUGCUCGCUAUCUGCGCCACGGACGGAGGCCCGCCACUCUGGCCCGGGACCUGAUGAAGACGGCAUUUCCGAUGGGAGUGCUCGCCCUCGGUGAAGCGUUCGACGUUGCCGGCACCCGGCCGCCCGGGCCAGGCCGGCGCUAUGCCGACUUUUCCGUCCCCAUGGCCGCAAUAGUCCAAUGCCUCGCCAGAUGUAUGGGCGACCUGCUAGUGGCGAUGCAGGGCGUACCAACGGGGGGUAGCGAGCACGAGAGCCAGCUGCACCAGAAGCAACGGGAUACAUUCCUGGUGUCUCUGACGGAGCUACGGGAGGGCCUGGCCAGGGCCGAGGAUCAGGCCGUGGCGAACGCGGCGGAAGUGGCCAGGCGCGAGGAGCUCGAUCGCGAGAGGGAGCUCAUCCAGCGCCAGGACCAGUUGCGCGCCAUGGAGCGCGACGAGCGGCUGCGCAGGAUCCGGCAGCGCGACAAGGCAGAGGCCGAGGCGGACAGGCGCAGGCGCGCGGCGGAGGUGGCGCCGCGCCGGCCCGAGCCCGCCAACGCCGCCCCCGCAGCAGCAGCAGCAUCAUCAUCAUCGGCGGCGGCGGAAGAAAACACGGUCGCGCCCUGGGAGCGUGAGCCCGAAGAGCAGGAGGACUGGAGGCCGACCCGGGCCCAGAUCGAGUACGUCGUCGAGGUGCUGGGGGCUCUCGGGCCCGACGAACGGUUUCCGCUCUCGGCCGUCGCGGCUAGGCUCGAGCGGACGGCGCCCGAGGUGGCCGAGCUGAAGCGCAACGUCACGGACAUGGCCAAGCGCAGGUACGCGGAGCAGGGCGUGCCUGCCGACGAGCAGCCCGACUGGGUGUUCAAGUGA